UUGGAAUAUCAGUACGGAAAGUUAUUCGGACAGCAACAAAAUGAAACUCUCAUUCGUCCUUAUCGCAGUUGUUUUGUGCGCCAUCUUGUUUGCUGGCUACUCCAAAGCUCAGCCAGCAGGAGGUGAAGAAGUAGCUCACCAUCGUCAAAAGCGCGCCACUUGUGAUUUAUUAGCUCCAACAGGCUACAAGGAAACUCUCUGUGCUGCUCAUUGCAUUGUGCUCGGCUACAGAGGAGGCUGGUGCGAUUCCAAAGCAGUUUGCAACUGUCGCAAAUAAGAUUUGGAAGGAGUGAAGUGGUCUAAAAUCUUUGUAACAGGCACACAUAAUAAAUAAAAUCAUUGUUCAAUAAA
Teleopsis dalmanni is the source of this 351-nucleotide messenger RNA. RefSeq names its product lucifensin-like. Gene Ontology annotation, biological process: humoral immune response; defense response to bacterium. NCBI's taxonomy places the organism in Eukaryota, Metazoa, Arthropoda, Insecta, Diptera, Diopsidae. The record is from RefSeq and is a predicted model, not a curated record. The transcript has a single exon. The coding region runs from base 41 to 277 and encodes 78 amino acids.